Chaetomium fimeti is the source of this 1062-nucleotide messenger RNA. RefSeq lists its product as uncharacterized. The transcript is spliced from 3 exons. Lineage: Eukaryota; Fungi; Ascomycota; Sordariomycetes; Sordariales; Chaetomiaceae. The record is from RefSeq and is a predicted model, not a curated record. The coding region runs from base 1 to 1062 and encodes 353 amino acids.
AUGUUGAUGGUUGCCAUUCACUAUGGCGUAGGAAGACACAAUUACUACGUCCCAGACGACAAAGAGGUGCUGGCAGAGAAAUGGCUCUUCCUCUGCCAGCCGCCCUUCCCCUGGGCCCUCGCCUGCUCCAAGAUCAGCAUCGCCUGGAUGCUCAUCCGGAUCCAGCGCGACCGACCCUGGUGGACGUGGAGCAUGUACUUUCUCAUGUUCAUAUCAUUGGGCGUCGCCAUCGUUUCCAAUGUCUUCCAGCUGUCGGCCUGCAAACCGCUAUGGGCGGUCUGGGACCACAGCAACCCCGACGCUGUGUGUACGGACCCGGCCAUAAGUCAGACCUCUAUUUACGUAACGGCGGUUCUGACCAUCAUAACCGAUGUCGCGCUCAGUCUUGCGCCCAUCACCUUCAUCGUCAACAUCCAACGCCCCCUUCGCGAGAAGAUUGCGCUCGGCUUCGUUAUGGGUCUCGGUAUCUUUGCCAGCAGCGCUUCCAUUGCGAAAACAUUCAUGAUUGGGAGCUACGGAAAGACAGGUGACACGUUGAUGGAUACGGUUGGACUCACGACGUGGAGUAUGGUGGAGGCACAGCUUGCCAUCAUCGCCGCCUGCAUCCCGACGCUCAAGCGCCUCUUCGAACAGAUCCUCCGCCGGUACGGCCUCAUCUCGAGCCAGAACUCGGCGACUCGCUCCCGGUCAGGAUACUACAAGCACGACGAACACUCGCGCUCGCGCGCCUACAGCCAGCACCAGUCAGAGAACCACAAGCUCUCGACAAUGAGGUCUCAGCGCGACGCCAAACACAGCGCCGCCGCGACGAACGCCGAGACAAGCAGCGUCGACAGCGGCGAGAUGCCCAUCAUGAAGCCCAGCCACAAGGGCUCGAUCGGGGACUUUGAGUCCGUCACCUCACCAACGCCGAACAGCGAAAACGGCGUCUACUUCAGGACGGCCAUCAAGGCCGGGGACAGGGAGAUGAGUGGGCCGGACCAGAACGGGAUUCAGAUGGAGACAACGGUCUCUGUGCGCACAGAGCCGAAACAGCGGAGGAGGGAAGCAGACAUUGUUUGA